AUGGGAUGCGAACCCACGAUAUCAAGGGGAAAUCUUCAACACAGCCAACGCACUAACCAUCUGCGCUACGAGUCACCAUCAGAAGACGUGAGUCUAAUCAUACUUGGGCAUACUGGCGACAUUUCUGAGCACCCUUCACUCAUUUAACACUACGUCAAUCGUUGGCCUCUUCGUCAUGGAGACACUCCUGGCCUCAUGCACGAAGUGCCAGUCAACAUAUCCGACGGUGGACACGUGCGGCAUCAGCCAGCUGCCCUUGAGAACCCUCGACCAACAAGGAAUUCCCUUUCGGUUCCAAUUAUAUCUACGGUGUCUUUAAAAACAUAGUGUUAAUGCGAAGGAAAAGAAUCGUAGGACGUUCGAUAGACCUGAUUUUAUAGACUGUCCGCAGUCUCGAAGUGUGCAGUGGGUUAAUGUAAUUUUGAGUUCCAAUGAGAAUGUGACAGAUUGAUGACUUUUCACGGAGCACAGGAAAUGUCUGGCGUGUGUGUGAGUAUUCUCUGGAAAAAAACAAUAUUCGGCCAAAAUUCAUUUCCCAAUGUACUAGCAUAGGUUUUCAUUCGACGCAACUAACAGAAGCCAUCAAAGCCAAUUUAUCAACCAGAUGACUACCAGGCUUAGGUAAAGCGUAGCCUGUGCCAUUAUAACCUCCCAUUACGGCAGCUUUAUACUCUGAAUGAUGACUUUACAGGGAAGCGAUUCUCCUCCCCUAUUAUCGAUUCAUUUUGGAGCUAAUAAAACCGUUUGGUCGCGUCUCUUUUGUCCUCGCCGAAAUAACUUCCGGCAGGCAAACAGGAGUAAGCUGUCGAAGAAUCGACAGAUUCUGUGGCGCUCACAGUCUUCUCUUCCAUGCGAAGGAGCUGUCCUUUCCGAAUGAACUCCAGUAGAUGACACAUCUGAUUUAAAACGAACGGGCCGAGGUCGCAAAACCUAAAAAAAUUACCUUUUCGUAAGUGUUGUCCAUUUAACAGCUAAAAGAUAUAAAUAUGAUUUAAAAACGCAAAAUUACGGAGAGCAAUUAUGUGAAAGUUAGAGUAUUAAUGUCACUAUCAUUGAUGUAUAUUUGAAAGAAGUGCACUUAGAGGCGACAUUAGUAAAAACAAUGGCAAAUAUAAACUCUGGCAAUAUCUUGAGAGAUUAUUUUGUUCCCAUACAUUGGCAGGUUUGUCAAAAAUGGAAAUAAACUAAACAUUUGGGUGUGUUCGCUUAAAUAUGAGGGCGAGUUUUACAUUAAAUGCUACGUUUUGACCUUUUUUCGUUGUACUUAAGAAAACCGCAAUAAUUAUUUCAUUAGACCUGGGAUGCUGUAAAUAUCACAGACAGAGAGACUGGCGGCUCUCCGAAUAAUUACGCUUCUUCGUCAAUCACCAGUAAAACCAGGGACAUUAUCCAACAAAACUAUGGCGUGCAUUCUGCGCUGGGAAUAUCGUUGUGCCUGUUUAUCGAAAUGACAGACAUCUACAUAAUUAGGUGUCAACAACACUUAUAGCCUGUGAUUGACACCGUCCGUUUUGGAGGUUAUUCUGCCCCUCCAGCGACUCCUGCACCGUCUUUGCAGUACUGUUUAAAAAUAAGAUCUUAUCCCAGAAGACGGUGCCCUUUUUAAAUCAAGGUCAGCGAAAAAAUACGUCUAGGCAAAUUAAGGACUUUCCCCGAUAAAUUUUCCACUUAAAUUUGGCGUUGUUAAGGUCUUUCGUGAGUGGAACGAAAACGUCAACGUUCUCUUCAUAUUUUAACUUAAAAAGCUCAAAGACAAAUACUCUUUAUGAGUAAUUGUACCAGCUGUGCCACAGAAUCGUUGGUCUUUUGCAAUUUAAGUGAUCGCAUUGCUUCCAGAAGUGGUUUUUUUCAAUUCUAGGGUGGUUUCGGUGGAUUGGAAAUUAUACCCCGACACUUUUUGUGGCAGUGUCUUUGCUGUUCGUUAAUUUAUUAACUUAAAAACUCAAAGUGGUCAAAGAAUGCCUGAAGGAUUGAAUUGAACAGCCUCAUUGAAGAAAAAUGGUUGUUUUUUGUGGGCGUGAAUCAUAAAUUUAUUUGCGCUUUCCAGCUCUCAGUGCAAUGCUGCACAAUGCUUUUUAGCAAUUUUUCUACUACAAAAGAUGCGCUAUCUCACGAAACGUUAACUAAAAUUUAAAAAUGUGCUGUCGAUUCGAAAUGAGUACAUAAGUAGGGUUGGAGCAGGGUGUCGAGAUAUUUUACUCAUGUUAGAAUGUUGAUCUUCGAACGGCUUCUUUUCGACCAACCGCGGAGAGCAAAAGUGAUAAAAGAAUGAUUACUUAUGUGGCAGGCAUUCAUCCCCACUGAUCUCCAAUGUCUUCAUUAGCGUAAACAACUCGCACUAAAGCAUGUUUACAAAUAAAUGUCUUAUGCAUAUUUGGUAUCACUGACGUCUUCCAUUAAUUUUAGAUUUCUGGGAAUUAUGAUACGAUUUGGUUCAAAGUUCAACCCUAUUUAAAUAAUCUUUUCGAACCGAAGGCGCCGUUCAAAGUUUCGGCUAACGUUCCCUAAAAUAACAUGUCUACUGUAGUAAUACUUUUUCGGAAAAAUACCGUGUUUCAUGGCACUGAGAGAUCAAAAGCGAUAAAAAAAUAUGAUGCAUACUCUAGUCAUAAUGCCAUUUUGUUCGGCGACUUUUUUCAAUUAAGUCUUACAGACAGUCCUCGUCUGCCGUUAGAUUUGAUCGGAUUCAUAUCUUAGCAUAACAUACACGGACUGAUAUUCAGCGACAGAAGCUUUAGCAAGUUAGAGAUAAAAUUGCUCGAACGCAGGUCUCCCUCCAGGGACCGCCUUAGUUUCUGUGGGCGGCGCAGAAAGCCUCAGGUGUGAUCUUUAAUCACUAAGAUAAGGAUCCGGCCAAGACCACUGUUGGACCGUUACGGCCGGGAUAAUCAUGAAGAUGGCCUUCGCGGAAUAUGCCUACAGUGACGCAGACAUUCUACGCUUACUUCAUCCUUUUCUCCUGACGUUAGCCUGUUCCGAUGACAAGACUAAGAAAAGACAAUCGGCGAUGAGCAUAGGCGUAGUCAGCAACAAAGAUAAAAAUUCCGUCUACACACGGUCCGGCCCAGACCGCGCGUGUUUUGGUCUGUUUUAAAGAAGGCGUCCCAAGUCGUGCAUCAAGUAGUGUACUCUGAGGGUUGCAUUGGUCCCCUACUGGCAUAAUGCCUGCAAGCCCGUGACUCUGAUCUGUCUCUACGUGGCUUAGAAAAUUAAUAUCAAAAUCUACUCCUCUUUAUUAACAACAAUCAGCAUGUCACAUGCACCUGAUGAUUGGGUAUUCCAACGUCUAUUCACCUCCCGCUAGUCAUCAUGAUCUUGAUCAAUACAUUUAACGUGCACAUAUGCUCGCAAGGCUGUACUCAAAGGAGUUAUACCGACCUUUGAUCGAGUCUAUCUGUGUCUAGUCCGAAUCUGUAGACUGCCGCUUUUAUCUUUUUUGGGUUUAUCUUCAGAAGACACUAGACAGAGCAGUACAGGAAAUCCAAAGAAUAUGAUACAUGGCUUUCAGGAGCUGGUUGCCGAAUUUUGAUGAUAAGGACAUUGAUUUUACUUAGAUAUUUUUACUAAGUCUUUCGAAAGUUAUCGCUUCCUAAAAAAGUGCUUGAAGCAAUUUCAGUUACGUAUAGCUCGUAAAGUAUUCGUUUAUGAAUAAAUAGCGAUAUUACAAGUGAUAUCAUAACAUACACGAUAUAUUUGAUUUGAUGAAGCCGAUAGGUCAUUCGCCUAAAUAGUUAUAAAUAUAUCUGGGCUGAAACCUAAAAGGCAUGUUCCGGGAAUGUUUACGUUGAUGCAUUAAUGCCUGAUAGAAUAAAGCAGUUAGAACCGAAAAAAAAUUAGAAUACUUAUAAGUAGGAAGGAACAGAAGACACGUUCAGAGACUCGCAAAUUAAUCCAAUUACUCGCAGCCAUAUGAGGUGAAGGAAAGUAUCAGGAAAACGCGUGUCUGGGUUUCUAAAUAAAAGUGCUGUGAGUCAGGCUUAGUUGAUUUCUAAUCGCUCACGGUUUGCCCACAUUGAUACCUUCGGCAUUGGGAUUUAUCCUUGUGAGCAGGAACAGUGGGCGCGCAGGUCUAAAAACCAGUGGACAAUCCAAGUGCUGAUGCGCUUUCUAAAUUCCUGAAAACUUCUAAAAUAAAUAAUUUUCUGGGUCAGACAUGUCAAAUUAGGGUAAUUAGUACCUCUUGAAAUGAAGCAUUCUAACAGUUAUAUAAUAUGUUUAGUAUUUUUCGUUCCUACCAGGUAUCAGUGAAAGUCCUGAAAACCGCUAAAUUACAAAAAAAUAACCAAAAUUCACUUUUAGCAAGGCUAACUCGAUAUCCAGCUAAAAGUUGCCAGACUUAUCUGUGAAAAUAUGACUCUGUUAACAUUUCCCACAACAUUAAAUGCAUUCUCUCUACUUACCCACAGCAUUUAAAAGCAAAAAGGAGUUUUGUGGGUAUCUGUGCGUAUUAUUUAGUCGAUUAUUGCUGUAAGAUCUUACUGUUGCUACAUUUCAGUAGCGAAAACGAUAAGACAGGGGAAUAAGAACCCCGGAAAAAUUACCUAUUUGCGGGCCUCAAAUUUAACCUGAUAAAAACCCUAAUGUAAUAUAUAACCACUGUCCUAAUUUCCCUGUAGAUUAAAACAAUGAGAGGAUGUUUGUUCCAUCUCUUGAGCAUAAUGGCGUGCUAGACUUUCGUCGUUAACACAUCCAUCAACCUGUCUAAUCUCUACACGUAAACAAAUAUCAAAGAGUUCCAUAUCGGUAAUCUGACGUUGCGCUAACUCAUUAUCCGACCGGUGCAUUAAUUGAAGUAACGAAGCCAAACAGAAAUUCUCUCUUAUCUAGUCCAGACCAAUAUCCAGCUGAAAUUUACCAGGAUAAUCUGUGAAAAUUAACGUAUGUGGAUAUACCCUCCUGAAUUCAAUGCAUCCUCCCAAUAUAAUCCCCUGCAUUUGAAAACGAAAAUUAGCAAUUUAUGGGCGAUCGCGCCUGCUAUUUAGUUGAUUUUAACUGACGGCUUAAAAAGAGAAUUCCCUGAAAGUUUGUACUAAUAUUGUUUGUUACUAACAAACACAGUGCGACAGGGAAAUAUGAACCCGUCACUCCCCAGAGCUAAACUUCUCAGGACUUAAUAAAAGGCUAUUUGAAGAAAAAGAGUCGAGCACCGGAACAGUGUGUUUAUUGUCCGGAGCUUUCAGACUCGUACAGGAGUCCAUCGUCAGAGGUAGCGGCAGCAGCAGAACAAGCGACAAUUAUAAGGCAUCAGACCAAUCAACGCAGUCUUCCUUGAUAUAAAAUGCACAAGAGAAGAAAAACAGGACCAGCAGUUGCCCUUCCUGGAUGUGCUUGUCAGACGAAACCUUAAAGGUGAACUUGAAACGACGAUUUAUAGGAAGGCAACAAACACCACACAGAUUGUCAAUUUUCACAGCAACCAUACGGUGGCUCACAAACGAAGCUGUGUGAAGACGCUCUUCAAAAGGAUCCAAACUCAUUGCAGCAAACCGGAGGCCCGCUAUCUCCGCGACCAGUUUGUGCACAUUGGCUGUCGGAGGGCAUUCAUAAUUCGCUGCCUACGCGGUCGCCACCAGGGAAAUCGAACAUCACCGCCAUUGACGAUAUGACAUUCUCUGCCAUAUAUCAAGCACGUUUCAGAAGCGAAUGAACGCAUUGCUGCGGAGUUAGAUGUUGGAAUUCAACACCGCCCCAAAGCCACCAUGCGGAAUAUGGUAAUGAAAAUCAAAGACAGGUUGAAACCCGAUGAACAAUCUGGAGUAGUGUAUCGCAUUCCGUGUCAAAAUUGUCCUUGUAUUUACACAGGACAGACUGGGCGAAUGCUCGGAUCGCGCAUACACGAACAUAAGCUGACUGUGCGGCGAGGCGACGCAUUAUCACAAGUGGCCGCCCACAUCUACGAAAUGGGUAACGAGUUUAACUUCGCAGUCACCAAAAUAGUCGCCCACGCCGGAAAAAAAAACAGGCCAAGAAUUAAUUGAGGACAGAGCCUCGGUUGAGAACUCGGUCAAUCGAUUUAUCCAUCUGGCGCCGGCGUACAAAGCCCUGCGUAGUCAACUCCAGUCCCUCGCCGUCGGUCGAUGAUUGGGCCUACAUGCCUUAUAACUGUCGCUUGUUCUGCUGCUGCUGCUGCUGCUACCUUUGACGAUGGACUCCUGUACGAGUCUGAAAGUUCAGGACAAUAAACACAGUGUUACGGUGCUCGACUCUUCUUCUUCACCUAUGCAUACACCUGGAACUCGAAAUUUCGCCUUCAUUCGUUAAAAGACUAUUUGUUUUACUGGGGGGAUGCUUUUUCAUCUCGUGCCGGAUACAUCAUAAAAAAAUAAGUCAUCAGCUGAAGAACUCACAAUAAAUAAAAACUCUUCACUGUUAAACUAAAGCAAAGGAAAAUUAUGAUGAAGGAACGGAGUAUGAGCAAAUUGUGAAAGAAAAUUAAGAAGAUCAUUUGUAUUGUGUGAGACCUGGUCCAAAUGCUUUUAGGAAGUUAGAAAGCUGUUAACUAGCUAAGUUUCGAAUGUCAAUCCUACGAAGGCUGCCCAUGCAGUGAUCCGGAGUGCAUGAUGACUGUCAAACUACAAUAACUGCAACGGGUAUUCAAAGUCAACAGCAUCCCGCGCAACUUCGUCUCUCCAAAUGGCCCACAGGCCGCGAGAAGAGCUUUCUAAGGUCGAAAGUAAUGCGUGUAUAGAAAUCAAGGCCGACAAAGACCUAGUCAUCGUGCCAGCGGAAAAACGGCGCUCUUCGGUUGUACUGGACAGGACAGACGACUUUCAAAAAGCCAAAGGCUUACUGGAGGAUCGACGGUUCUAUAUCCCAUGUGCAAUGAAUUCUUUAGAAGCGCUGACACGCGAAAUUGAUGCCACGUUGUUGGCCUUGGAGAACUCAGGUGCAAUAACACCGACCGACAGACGCAUGACGAGACCCCAAUAUACGUCUUUGGCCCGAUUCUAUGGCCGGCCUAAGGUGCACAAAGACGGCGCUCUUCUCCUACCCAUCGUGUCGAUCAAAGGGACUCCAACAUACGAACUGGCUAAUUGACUGUUCCGGCGUCUCAAGUUCCUGACCGCUGAGUCAGACACCACUGUCUUUUCGUCAGCACAAUUUCUGGAGAAACUGAAAGGGAUAAGCAUCCAUCCAAAUGAGGUCAUGGUAUCUUUUGAUGUUACAUCCCUUUUUACUUCUAUUCCCCAGGACCUGGCUAUCGAGACAAUCGAGUUGCUUCUACAAAGUAAAUAUGAUGAGAUGGAGAACCGUCCUGGACACGCCCAAGUAUUUCAGCUCCUGAAGGUCUGUCUCAGAACGUACUUUAUUUUCGACAGGACAAUCUACGAACAGGAGAAGGGCACACCAAUGGGUUCGCCGAUUUCGGGAUUCAUCGCCGAGGCGGUCUUGCAACGGUUAGAGUCGCUGGUCUUCCAACACCACAGACCGAAGUUCUGGGCUCGGUAUGUGGAUGAUGCCUUCGUCGUUAUCGAGCGGGAUCAACUGCUGACAUUCAAGGAACAUCUGAAUGCGGUCUUCCCGGACAUACAAUUUACGAUGGAGGAGGAAGAGAACAACCAGCUGGCCUUCCUAGAUGUCCUCGUAUGCCACAAAGAUUGUGGUGACCUUAAAACCAAAGUGUUCAGGAAAGCGACAAAUGCGAUGCAAGUACUGAACUUCAACAGCAACCACCCAAUCAGCCACCAAAGCAUUUGCGCAAGGACGCUUUAUCGGCAUGUCGAAACCUACUGCAGCUGGCCGGAAAACAAGAUUGCCUAA
Messenger RNA from Spirometra erinaceieuropaei, 7761 nucleotides. The record is from the annotation of a GenBank genome assembly. NCBI's taxonomy places the organism in Eukaryota, Metazoa, Platyhelminthes, Cestoda, Diphyllobothriidea, Diphyllobothriidae.